Messenger RNA from Lathyrus oleraceus (garden pea), 913 nucleotides. RefSeq lists its product as uncharacterized. The transcript has 3 exons. The coding region runs from base 256 to 720 and encodes 154 amino acids. The record is from RefSeq and is a predicted model, not a curated record. NCBI's taxonomy places the organism in Eukaryota, Viridiplantae, Streptophyta, Magnoliopsida, Fabales, Fabaceae.
UAGGAGUGGUUGGAAAUAAUUGGUAACACUUGUCCCACAAGGCACUAUUCAUGUGACAUAAAGAUUUGGAUUAACAAAACAACCUAGACUACAUGAGAUAUAAUCCAUCCUUAAAUAUUGAUGUCACUUUUAUGUUUUAAAAGCAAAGCACUUAUUUAAAAUUCUUGUUCUGCUUAUUCAGACAGCAAGGCCCAUUAUUCUUUUUUAUUUCUUUAAGUUUGCUUCUUCUGACAAGAACAGGUUUCAUAGAGAGGUAUGAGUGAUUUAAACGGCGAAAGAUCGAAGACGUGGAACAUAUACACGGCUUCGAAUCCAGGUCCGUCACAUUCACAGACAGGAGGAGGAGGAGUUGAUGAGGAAGGUCCAUGGAAAAGCUUUGGAACAUCUAUGAGUGCAAUAUCUUUUGGUUUUGUAGCCACAGCUAUUUUGAUUUCAAUGUUUCUAAUAAUGGCUAUAUUUGAACAUUUGUUUAAACCAACUCAACAGUUUUCUUCUACACCAGAAUCUAUGUUGCCAACUUAUCAGGAACAGCACUCACUACCAACCACAAAACAUCGAAAUGCGCAAUCGGUUUCAUCAUCUUCUUAUGCUUGUGAUUUGUCAGUGUUGAUGCCAGGGGAGCAAUAUCCUACCUACAUUGCUCAACCUGCUCCUCUGCCAUGUCCAAGGGAAGGAGCUUAUUGGCCUUCUCAUCAACAUCAUUUUGUAUUCAAUAAUUAGUACUAAUUUUUCUAACCUGCUAAAUAUUAUUGAUGGAUUUAUUUGUAAACAUUACAGACAUUAAGAGAUUAUUAUAUAUCUGAAGUCUGUUGUUUUCAAGUUGGCUGUUCUCAAAAGUUAUGAUGGAUGCUCUUCAAAUUUGUGAAACUUUAACACAAUUUUCUUCCCAGAUUGUGUUUUCUUUUUGCUCUCA